CGGAAACCUCGAAGAGGCAGGCUUCCCAUCAUUUCCUCUCAACAAAAAAAAAAGUAUUUCCGAGAGAAGAAUCGGGAGAAGUGACCGAUGGAGAAAGACACGGCGGCGGCGACGGCGGCGACGAGGGUCUGCCGGCGGUGCAAAGCGAAGUACUCGCCGUCGGGAAACACGCCGCAGUCCUGCAGGUUCCACCCCUCAUACUUCGUCUGCCGCCGCCACGACGACCAGAAGAGGUACUACGAGCUCAAGGAGGGCGACCCGCCGUACGCCGCCAAGUUCUACGACUGCUGCGGCGCCGAGGACCCCGCCACCGCAGGCUGCGCCACCGGAUUCCACCUCUCCUACGACGACCCCGAGUGAUUAGCCAACCAACUACUAGUACGCUUGCUUGUUCAUCUCCUCUGAAGCAAACGCAGUGUUCUGUUACUUUGUACAAUCAGCAGAGCAAACACCCUGUUAGUCAUCUGGAUUGUGUGUAUAAAUCAGGGUUCAGAAUAUAAUCCGAUCCUGUAGUAUCAAUGUUCAGAAUAAAAUCGUCAGAAUGAAUUCUGGCUGCGAGCAAUAAUUCAGAUAA
This is a messenger RNA of Triticum urartu, 574 nucleotides long. Its product is annotated as F-box only protein. The record is from RefSeq and is a predicted model, not a curated record. NCBI's taxonomy places the organism in Eukaryota, Viridiplantae, Streptophyta, Magnoliopsida, Poales, Poaceae.